AUGGGUCAUGGGAAUUCCAAAUCAAGUUCCGAGUCGUCCGAUGAUUCUCCGCCUGCUGCUUCAGGGGACGUUUCAAAAUCCUCCAAUCCAUCUCGUACCCAGAAGCUCAAGGACAAGCUGCAUCUUCACCGGCCACACUUCCGUCGCCAUGGCCGCCGUUCCCAUAACCUGUCCAAACUCCUCAAAGAGGAGAACUUUGCUGGGAUAGCCCUCCUCCGUAUCAUUACCGCGGAGAUGAAAUUCAAGGACAAGUGGCUGGCUUGUGUUACUCUGGGAGAACAGACUUACAAAACCCACGUCUCUGAUCAGACUGACAAGCCCACUUGGAAUUCGGAGAAGAAGCUCCUUCUGGAAAAAAAUGGGGCGCAUGUCGCAAGAAUCUCUUUGUUUGAGACGAACAAAUUAUCCAAAAACAAUCUUAUUGGGUACUGUGAGAUCAACCUGCUUGAAUUCCUUACCCAGGAUAAAGAUUCUGAAGAUGUGACAUUUGACUUGUUUGAUCCAGCGUCUAAAGCAACAGUUGUAGGAACUGUUACAAUUUCAUGCUCUAUUGAGGAUCCUAUGGAAACUGAAAAAAGUUUUGUGAAGCGGAUCUUGUCUGUAGUGGACUACGAUGAAGAUGGAAAGCUUUCCUUCGAUGAGUUCUCCGACUUAAUUGAUGCUUUUGGUAAUCAAUUGGCAGCGAAUAAGAAAAAGGAGCUUUUCAUGGAUGCUGAUGAAAAUGGGGAUGGUGUUGUCAGCAUAGACGAGUUGGCUAUGCUUCUAGCAGUUCAACAAGAAAAAGAACCACUGAUGAACUGCUGCCCUGUUUGUGGUGAUGUUCUUGAAGUUUCUGAUAGACUAAACAGUAUGAUCCACUUGACACUCUGUUUUGAUGAAGGGACUGGGAAUCAGGUUAUGACGGGUGGAUUUUUUACCGAUAAGCAAGCUGCUAACGGGUGGAUGUUGAAACUAACCGAGUGGGCCCAUUUCUCAUCUUAUGACAUUGGUUUGAGGUCUGGAUCAAGUGCAUCUCAUAUUCUGGUGUUUGAUCGAAGGAAAAAGAGGCUAGUGGAGGAGUUGAUUGAUAGCAAGAUUGUAUUAUCAAUGAGGGCUAUCUAUCAGUCAAAAGUUGGGCUUGGCAUCAUGGAUCAAGGUGCAAAAGAGAUCUUACAGAGCAUUUCAGAAAAGCAGGGGAAGAAAAUGGAGUCUCCAGAAUCUGCUAAAGAUAUCCCAAAGUUCGAUCAGAUUAAUUUGGAAGAAGCCAAGUACCCUUUGGAGCAUUAUAAGACUUUUAAUGAAUUUUUCAUUCGAGAACUGAAACCUGGUGCAAGACCAAUAGCCCACUUGGAACGCAGUGAAGUUGCUGUAUCUGCUGCUGAUUGCCGUCUUAUGGCAUUUAAAACUGUUGAUGACAGUCUAAGAUUUUGGAUUAAGGGUCGAAAAUUUUCUAUUAAAGGUCUUUUGGGGAGUGAAGCAUGUUCUGAUUCUUUCAUGGAAGGAACUUUAGUGAUAUUUCGGUUGGCGCCACAGGACUAUCAUCGUUUUCACUCGCCAGUUUCUGGAACAAUUGAAAAGUUCAUAGAAAUUCCGGGAUGCUUAUACACGGUAAACCCCAUUGCUGUGAACAGCAAGUAUUGCAAUGUUUUCACGGAGAAUAAAAGGGUAGUAUGUAUCAUUUCAACAGCAGAUUUUGGGAAGGUGGCAUUCGUUGCAAUUGGUGCAACAAUGGUUGGAAGCAUUAGUUUUACCAAGCAGGCUGGUGACUAUGUCAAAAAAGGAGAUGAGCUUGGUUAUUUCUCAUUUGGUGGAAGUACGGUUAUUUGCGUGUUUGAAAAGGGCACCAUAAAGAUAGACGAGGACCUUUUGGAAAAUAGUGGGAGAUCGCUUGAAACUUUAGUUACCGUUGGCAUGCAGCUGGGAGUAGCCACUAGUAAGUGUUCUGAAGUUGAGUUGCCAAUUAUGGAUAAAUGCAACCUUGAUGCUUGA
This is a messenger RNA of Oldenlandia corymbosa var. corymbosa, 1968 nucleotides long. NCBI's taxonomy places the organism in Eukaryota, Viridiplantae, Streptophyta, Magnoliopsida, Gentianales, Rubiaceae. The record is from the annotation of a GenBank genome assembly.